AUGGCAAAUAAUUUCAAAAUUCCAGGUAUGCUCUUGGGAAAUGACAGAAACCAGUAUAAUAAGUACACCAAAUAUAUUAUUGACACUGAUGCCGGAGGGGAUGAUGCUCAUGCUAUUAUGAUGGCAUCCUACAUUCUUAAACAUAUAAGAAAGGAUGCUGAAUUAUUGGGGAUAACUUGUGUGUCUGGGAAUGCUAGUUUAUACAACGUAAUUAAAAAUGUACACAUAACAUCCCGAUAUUGUCACUUUGAUUAAGUUCCAGCAAUUUACAAAGGAUGCGAGUUUGAUAGUAUGAGAACAUUUCACAGGGACUUCUUUUUUAAAGAGGAUGGAUUUGGGGGAGUACAAAAAUAGUAUCUAAAAGAACUGAAUGUUGAUGAAAAUCAAUAAUUGUAAGAAAAUAAACAUGCUGUUGAUUUUAUCAAAGAAAGUAUUGAAAAAUAUUAAGAAUAAUUAUGUAUCAUAUGUAUAGGUCCUUUGACAAACAUAUAUCUAACAUUACUUUAACAUCCUUAAAUAGUGAAUUAAUUAGGUUGUUUAUUUUGUAUGUGUGGGACAUAUAUGGGAGUUGGAAAUUAAUAGAAUGGAAUAGCUGAAUUUAAUAUUGCUACUGAUGUUUUAGCAACAAAAAUUGUUUUGUAAGCUGAUUUUAAGAAUAAAAUAAUAUUACCUUUUGAUACUGUAUUAUCUUAUUCUUUGGAUAAAGAUGUGGGAAGUAAAAUAUUUAAUGUACAACACAAUAAAAUAGCUAAAUUGGUUCAUGAUAUCUAUGAAAACGUAUUAUUUGAAACUUGUUAUUAUUUAUGUGACGAAUUGGCAAUAGUUAUGGCUAUGAUGCCAGAAACUAUAACUCAAACAUUGAUAAGAGGAAUUCAUAUAGUUGAGGAUGGGUUUGCUAGAGGAGGAAUGAUAGUGGAUUGGAUAAAAAAAAUGAAAAAGGAGGACAUAUCUGAAGUCUCAAUUGUUACUUAAUUCAAUUGGGAUCAAAUGAUUGAAUUGGCUUUAAAAACUAAUCAAGAAUGA
Molecule: messenger RNA, 1023 nt
Organism: Paramecium tetraurelia
Lineage: Eukaryota; Ciliophora; Oligohymenophorea; Peniculida; Parameciidae
Exons: 2
Molecular function (GO): hydrolase activity, hydrolyzing N-glycosyl compounds
Source: RefSeq, a predicted model, not a curated record